CUGGCUGCGUUGACGUCAGCGCCGUGAUGAUUUGCUAAGGCGAGAGAAGAAAGGAGUUAGUGCGUGUUGAGAGAGCGGGUACUGCGAACUGCCUUACUAUGCUGUAGCCCCAAUCCCCCUACACUAUACGGAAUCAAAACGUGCAACUUAGGUUUCAUCUUGUUUACAAAGAUAGCUAAAAACACUGCUGAGCGGGGAAGGCGAGCCUCAUGAGUCGGCCUCGUGGAUUGCAUCGACAAAAUGGAUUUAACUAAAAUGGGUAUGAUCCAGCUCCAGAACCCCAACCACCCCACUGCCUUGCUGCAGAAGGCCAACCAGAUGCGUCUGGCCGGGACUCUGUGUGACGUGGUCAUCAUGGUAGACAGCCAGGAGUUCCAUGCUCACCGGACUGUGCUAGCCUGCACCAGCAAAAUGUUUGAGAUCCUCUUCCACCGCAGCAGCCAGCAUUACACCCUGGACUUUCUUUCACCAAAGACUUUUCAGCAAAUUUUGGAGUAUGCUUACACUGCCACGCUACAGGCCAAGGUGGAGGACUUAGAUGACCUUCUGUAUGCAGCAGAGAUCCUGGAAAUUGAGUAUUUGGAAGAGCAAUGCCUCAAGAUCUUGGAAACAAUCCAGUCCUCAGAUGAGAAUGAUGUGGAGGUCAAUGUUAAUGAUGGGAGCACAGAGGAGGAUGAUGAGCGCAAAGGCCACAAUGGAGCCAAGAACUCUAAAAAGCAUUCCAUGGAGAGUCCCUAUCUGUCAGGUACCCAGCAAGUCUCCACCAUGUCUGGCAUGGUGGACCAGAGUCCCUCAGUCUCCACCUCCUUCGGUGUCUCCACCCUGAGUCCCACCAAAGCUGCUGUGGACAGCCUGAUGAGCAUCGGCCAGUCUCUGCUCCAGCAGGGCUUUGGUGGUGAACAACUCAUCCAUGGAAACUCCCACCAACUGAUGACUGAGAUCAAGACUGAAAUGAUGCAAGUGGACAUGGGUGGCAAUGGGCACGACAGCCCUCAGAACAUGGAGUCCAGUGCCUCCAGCAAUGGAGAGCGAAGUGGGGAGGACAGGAACCGAGAUGGUCCCGGAACACCAACCAGGAGCAGUGUAAUCACCAGUGCCCGCGAGCUGCAUUAUACCCGCGAUGACGGCAUGGGUGACCAUCAGGCUGAAGUCAGCCAGAUGGGGCUUGAAGCAAUGGCUGGAAUGACAGAGAAACACCUGGCCUCCCUGUACACCCUACCUGUCAAUCAUAAAUCAGAUGCCAUCAUGUCCAUGCCGGCAUCCAUGGCCUCUGCUCUCCCCAUGUCCCCAGCCCUGGCUAUGUCUAUGGACUUCAGUGCCUACGGGGGACUCCUGCCUCAGAGCUUCAUCCAGAGAGAAUUCUUCAGUAAGCUCGGUGAGCUGGCAGUGGGCAUGAAACCAGACGGCAGGAACCAGCAUGAACGUUGUAAUGUUUGCGGUGCAGAGCUGCCAGAUAACGAAGCUGUGGAGCAGCACAGGAAGAUGCACAGCGGAAUGAAGACCUACGGCUGUGAACUGUGUGGGAAGAGCUUCCUGGACAGCCUCCGUCUACGGAUGCAUUUGCUGUCUCAUUCAGCUGGUGAGAAGGCCAUAGUUUGUGACCAGUGUGGCGCCCAGUUCCAGACAGAGGAAUCCCUGGAGGCUCACCGACAGAUCCACACCGGGUCGGACAUGGCCAUCUUUUGCCUGCUUUGUGGUAAGCGUUUCCAGACCCAGACAGCGUUGCAGCAGCACAUGGAGGUCCACGCUGGCGUCCGCAGCUACAUUUGCAGCGAAUGCAACCGGACUUUCCCCAGCCAUACUGCACUCAAACGUCACCUACGCUCACACACAGCAGGGGACCACCCAUUUGAAUGCGAGUUCUGCGGGAGCUGCUUCCGUGAUGAGAGCACACUGAAGGGCCACAAGCGCAUCCACACCGGGGAGAAGCCCUAUGAAUGUAACGGCUGUGGGAAGAAGUUCAGCCUCAAGCACCAGCUGGAAACCCACUACCGUGUGCACACAGGUGAGAAGCCAUUCGAGUGCAAGCUGUGCCACCAGCGAUCCAGGGACUACUCGGCCAUGAUCAAGCACCUGCGCACCCACAAUGGCGCCUCGCCCUACCAAUGCACCAUCUGCCUGGAGUACUGCCCCAGCCUGUCAGCCAUGCAGAAGCACAUGAAAGGCCACAAGCCUGAAGACAUCCCCCCAGACUGGCGCAUAGAGAAGACCUACCUAUACCUCUGCUAUGUCUGAGACCGGGAGAGUGAAGAGUGGGAGGGUACGUGAGAUGGUGAGGGCGGGGGUUGAGAGGUAAGGGGAAUGUAAUUGAGUGGAGAGGAGGCAUGAAGCUGUAGUGGAGCGUUGACGAUUGAGGAACGUCAGCAGUGAGAGACUCGAAAGCAAGAGGGUUUGUUUUCUCUUUUUCUUUUCAUGCAAAGGCGGCGACAACCGACUGGGUUAAUGGGUGGUGAUGGUGGGACAAAAGUGCUGAGAAGAGGAAGACUUGGACACGGAGAGAGAUUCUCCACCAUUGUUCGGAUUCACCGGGUCAUUCACUACAUCUGCAACUGUGUUAUUGUUUCAGGUCAUUUCAUGCAGCGCCAUAAAGCGAGCGGGCUGCAAGGAAGUGACACUUUGGAUGCUGCUGCCACAGUAGUGAGAAAGCAGAUUCUCAAGGGCUAUCUGAACCUGCUCAUCUAUGCCAUCAGGAACUGAAUCUUUCACUCCAUUUUUUUUCCAUCAUCUUUGAAAACAAGUGAAAGGUUUUUUUGUUGUACUUUGGUGUGUUUAUAUUCUCCCUGCUCAGUCAUGCUAGUUAGAAUCACAUGAAAGCAUAUGUGAACAUAGCAUCAGUUUAGGCCCCCAGUAAGGACCUUCUCCUUUUUACUACACACCUGCAUAUUUCUGGUUGUUAUGAACCACAGCAAAUUUAUUUUUGGAGGUGGACUGAGACAUAUUUUCCAGCUGUCUCACCUUGCUAUAAGAAACGAACGCUCCAGAGUUUGAAUGAACUGCUUUGGGUGAACAUACCCCUAAUCUUUUCCCAAAUGGGAAAUGUAUCUGUUUAGUCACCUCCCAUCACCUAUGCCUGAGCAAUGGGCACAGAUCUCCCCAGUUUUUACCAGGAUCUGCCGGUCGACCUGUCCAUUCAUCAAAUCCUUCAGAUCCCCAGCGGUGGCAGCGAGAUAGCCCCUGAGAAUCAGCAGCAGAGCCAGUGGGUUUAUGCAGUAGAUGAAACAGCUGAACUGGACGGGUGGGAGCAUUAAAAUACUGCAAACCAAGCACCCAUUUGCUUGUAAUGGGAGGGGGAGGAGAUGCUAGUGCUGCUUUUAGUUGGACAUCUCCCCGGAUUUCUCAGUAGUCUUCCUGGUUCUGCAUCUGCAUCACAUGCGGGCUGGAGAAGGUGGAGUCACCACUGCCCCCCCCCACACGGUUCUCCCCAGAGAGCCAAAGGCUACUUACGUCACUUUUUCAUCUUAUUUUUUUUUUUUUUUUUUUUUUUGCUCUGCGUCACAGUUUAUCAUGGCUUGAUUGCACAGGUAAAACAAAUUACGACAACAGUUUCUGUUUGAUGUCUGCAAGGUAUAUACUUUUUCAUUAAAUCAUAACUCGCUAUUACAGUACACCACAGUAAACCCAACCUAUUCACCUACUUAGCAAUAGAUAACUGGACUGCUUUUAUCCAUGUACAUUUAACCAGAUUACUAUCAUUAUCUCACACUAAUGAUGAACUACACAAACUGACACAUAAACAGUAACACUUUGACAACAGCAGAUCUGUCCAUUCACCACAGUGAUGGAAAACAAAAUGGAAAAAAAGGCUGCUUUCCGUGGGAGUCCUGUGACUUUGACUGCUAGUAGUGAAUGUUGAAGAAGUGCUGGGAAUGCCUUAGCUGCAGACCUUAACAUCUCUCUGUCAACGGUGGCGUGGCAGGUUGAAGACUGUUAUAUGGCUACAAAAACAUGAAUGUGACUGCAAGCCAGGUUCAUACAGGGUUGUGUCAGAAUACAUACAGUAGCAGGUUAAUGCUGCCUUUCAUUUAAAGUCAGAAAACCUAUAAUUUCAGCCUCAGAGGUUGUGAUUACUCGUGGAAGAAUUUUUCCAUCCAUCUGCUGUUCCCCAUGCUCCUCAUAGCUCAUACAUGAGCUAGCUGGCUAGAAGCUGUAAAUGUUAUUUCACACUUGAAAUGAAUAGAUUGAACCAUUCACCACCAGGUGUUUUGAUAGACUGCAAGGAUCUAACAAAAGGGCUGAAACAGAUCAUCGCAUAUUCGGGCCAUGAGGUCACGUGGACCUCAAAUUCAAACUUUAGUGUACAAUGAGGCAAAGCUGUAUUACCAACCAGGAAGAGCAGGCAAGUACCACAGGGCCCCAGAAACCUCACAUGUUUUGGGGGGAAUAUACAUCUGUGACGUAGAAUAACAGCCCUAAAGGAAGGCCCUGUAUCAUCUUCCAGCUAUCUUACAGAUAUUGUGUUAAAAUUCAUAUUCUCAAAUAUGUUUGCACUGAAUUAAAUUACCAUCAGGGCUUUAAGUAAAAUAUCACUAAGAUGCUAUGUGUACUCUACUGUUUGUAUGUACAUCACAGCAAAGGUGGGUCAGCAGGGGCCCUUAGCAUAAUGAUAAAAGUCAUGUGUAGCAUUUACAGUGUAUGUUACAAUGCCACCUUAACUGCUUCUUGGAGAAAACUUCAUCUUGAAUAUUCUUGCUCUAAAAAUUCUGCAUACUGCUCAAAGUGAAAGGCUUAUUUUGUUGAGCAGGAGGUAGGAAUUACUGACUUUCUGAUGUCUCUGAAAUGCAGCAUUAGACCUGUGCAGCAUACACAGCCACAGGUAUCAAGGUUGAACCGAAGGCUUUAAUGAACUGUAUCACUGCAUGUCACAGUGUUACCGGGGUGAUCACAUAUCCAAAUGGCCGGUUGUUCAAGGGGAAAAAAAAUCACUGAUUGGACGAGAUGUGGCCCAGCAGCUUAGGGGGCGACCAGUAAGAUGACAGAAUAAAUCAACUCUUUCUCUGUGGUUUUGUCCCUGCGCUUUGUCUCUCUCGUCUCUUGUUGUUGUUGUUGUUGUUGUUGUUGUUGUUGUUGUUGUUAUUAUUGACCUUGAGUUUGAUCUCAACACAUCGUACUUGAAUUACCUCGUUUUUGUGACCUCACGUUGCUUGUGUAUUUUUAAUUUUCCCUUUUGUUUCAUUUGUACACUUUUUUUCAUGAGUGUAUGUCAGAAAGAUGCAUUGCACAACAUGAUGAAGCAAUGUAUGCGCAGAAAAAUUAAGUGCCACGGUGAAGAGAUUUGUUUUUGUUUUUCUAAUGUUGUGUAUUUCUUUGUGCAUUACUCGUUACCAAACUUGGUAUUAUUAACCCCGCUUGUUAAAGAGCCGGAAGGUUUGGUCAUUUGUUAUAAAAGCUACCUCUAAGUUGGUUUUUUUUUUUUUUUCUUUUGGCAAAAGCACAUUUUUUGUGUUUGUGUUUUGCAUUAUUUCAUAAUUGCUACUUCAUCUCAUGCUUUUUUUGUUCAAAAGUUGAUUUAUGAUUGUGUUUUUAAGUAAAAUGUAUAUAAAAGGGUAAGAAAUAACAAACGUAGUGGUUGAUAGGUUGAGAAAAGUCAUUCAAAUGGAUGUUUAUUCUUCUCUUAUAGUCUCCCCCUGCACCUCCAACCACAGAAGAGCAGAGAAAAAAAAGCAAUUUUGAAGCCUUAAGUGAUGAGUAAGAGGGAUGCAGCAGAUAAGAGGAAGUACUAUUGCUUUUUAAGAGGGUUUAAAAACAAGAAUUUAAACUUGAAAAUAUGUGAAUAGAAUUGUAGUUUUGUAAUGUGAAAAAAAGAAGGUUCAUCAAAAAAAAAAAAAAAAAAAACGCUGAACCACACGGGACAGGUCAUGUUUGCAGUGAUGCAGAGUGCGUUGGACAAUUGGAACUGCAAGUGGUAAUCAAAAAAGAAAAAAACAGAAGGUUAAAAACAGAGAUUCUCUUGGCUGACAAGCUCUCUUGAGAAAUGAGUGUAUUCCUGAACAAGAGCCAACAGAGGCAAUUUGAUAUAUAAAAAUUGUGAUAUUUUUGUAUUCAGUGUCAGUCCUUUUUCCAUUUGUGGAGGGUUACAGCAGGGCACAAAUAUUUGUAUUUCUUUUUUUUUUUAACCUGUUUCUUUCUCUCUCUCUCUCUCUGGGUGUGAAUCAUUUUUGCCUUGCUCCUCUUUGAUAUUGUUGGACAAAAAAAUGUGUGUGAACAUAUUGUAAUAAUAAGUGUUGCUUUCUGGAUGUCAAUUGCAUUGUAGGUGAAGGACUAAAUCUAUCUGCCACCAAUUUUACGAGUGUGUGUGUAUGUGACAAAGUUUAAAAAAACAAAACAAAAAAAACAACAACAAAAAAAAAAAAGAUGAUAAAAUACGGGACGGCAGGGGGGCGCUGCCAAACCGACCAAUUAGUACUUGUCAUUCACAAUUUUUCAAUCAAACUUGACUGUCGGCAUAUUUUUUUGUGUUUUUGUUUUUGUACUUGAAAAAAAAAGAAGAAGGGAUGGCAUGUCCCGUGGUGUCUUGCCAUUUUAUUCUCAAACACUGUGAGCUGAGGGGGCUUUUUCACCCUCGUAUAAUAUCCACCCACUAUAAUAUACCCAGUCACGGCUCAGUCUGAACCACCAGAAUGCAAGACCUGUUCAGUCACAUUAUUACUAUCAUCGUCCUCUGAAUGUUUUCUACUUUUUUGUGCGGGUGACAGAGUGUGUACAAGAGUGUGUAACUAUGUGUGUGAGUGUGUGUGUGUGUGUGUGUGUGUGUGUGUGUGUGUGUAUUAGUGGAAAAAUGCACUAAUCAGAUCAGAUACAAAAUAAAAGGAUAUUCUAUGCCACUUUUUUUCUCUAUGUUGGAAAAAAUAUAUAUAUAUACAUUGGCAUCGAUAUAGUUCUUCCCUCAGUGUUCCUCCGAUGUUUCUGUACUAUCUUUGUGCCUAAAAAUGGAAAUUGUUCAACAAAAAUAUCCAUCUAUAUCUGCUUAGUUUCUGUAUUUUCAGAAGAAAAUAAAAAUGGUGUCUCCAGCACCCUAGGGAUGUCAUGACGCUCGAAAAUGACCUGAUUUUUUUUAAAUCCUGAAUAGAGCAGGGCUUCUUUUUUCUUUUUCAAGGACUGCAAUAAACCCUUAAUGCUACUGAAAUAGCAACUGGGAUUCUGCAUUCACUUCUUUUCUUAGGCCAUACUCUGUGAUUGGCACCCAGAAGCAUUUAUUUAGUGACACAAAAACAAAGCAUGGUGGAAAAAAAUUACUGGAAUCCAGACAGGAUGCAGUGGUGAAACAAGUCUGCAAAGACUUUCGGGACAAAAUCUGCUCCAUGAAAUUGUUUCUCUGCAAGCAAAUUAAGCCCGGAUCUGCUUCUCCACUUACGUUGUCUGUUCUAUUUUUUUUCUCUCCUUUUUUGACAGCAACAGGUUUGCUAAUGAGAACUUUAUAUUGCUCUUGAAAGAAUAAAAAUAAAGAAAACCUCCAUUUGGGUAGGUUGGCACUAGGGUAUUCCCCCUUCUGCUUUGCUUCAGUUGUUUUUUAAGUACUUUCUUUUCUUUUUCUACAAAAUGCAUUUAGAGGGGGAUGUUAAAUUCGUCAGAGAGGAAUCAUGGCAUCCCUGGAGCUGGCACUCUGUGUUUUGGUGUGGUGUUUCUAGAACAAAGUAGCCAUUUCAUGCAGUGUUGCAAUGCAUGUGCCAUCGAGGUCUAGACUAAAAACUGUUUGAGUAACAAAGCACCAAGACAUUGUAUUUUUUUAUAUUAGCACUGAGGACCAAUUGCCCUGUCGGACCAAGCAUAACAAAGCUUUUUAUGUAACAAAGCUUUUCUCUCUUUGUCUUUCCCUGGCUUGUCUGUGCUACUUCUCUCCUCCAUUGUUGUGACAGCACAAGUGCCAGUCAAGUUGCUCUGUAUUAAGAAAAUAGUGUUUUUAUUAUGAUUUGAAUUGUUAUAGUUUUUGUCUACCUCAGCACCUAAUCUUAGCCUAAUCUUAGAAGGUGCCCAAUUAUUAUUUUUUAUUUUCUUUAUUAUGUUCUCUUAUUGUUGUCAGUUGUAUAAUUUUUUGAAAUUUGCAUUAGAGCUUUGCAAAGGUCCUUUGUCUUUUCCAGCGACAACGUGCUAUUUUUUUCCGUGGCAGUGCGUUUCCUGUUGAGCUGUGCCACCAAUCUAUAGCCACCGUCUGUUGAUAUAGAGGUUGUUCUUUUUUGUUUCUUUCCAUGUAGAAUCAGACACAUCUCUUUGUAACAUUUCAGUGUUCUCUGAUGGAGUGUGAAAAAAAAAUAAAAAGGAAAAAUAAAAGAUUUAAUGCUGCAGGUUCUCUUCUCCAUGUUGUCACUAAAGUCAAUGUUGUGCCUUUGAUAGUGAAAAUAUAAAGAAUAUUUCUUUUUUUACAUCCUACUAACAGUAGAUUGUUUUUUGUAGUGAAAUUUUUUUGUAUUUUUAUUUAUGAGUCUCAUAAUAAAAAUCAAAUCAUGAUGUUCAGUUGUAUACUUUCAAUCUGCAGUUAGAAAAAAAUAAAAAAUUAACUUCA
Lates calcarifer (barramundi perch) is the source of this 8497-nucleotide messenger RNA. RefSeq names its product zinc finger and BTB domain containing 16a (gene zbtb16a). The transcript has 7 exons. The record is from RefSeq and is a predicted model, not a curated record. Gene Ontology annotation, molecular function: RNA polymerase II cis-regulatory region sequence-specific DNA binding; protein binding; DNA-binding transcription factor activity, RNA polymerase II-specific. NCBI's taxonomy places the organism in Eukaryota, Metazoa, Chordata, Actinopteri, Centropomidae. Gene Ontology annotation, cellular component: nucleus. Bases 241 to 2235 code for a protein of 664 amino acids. Gene Ontology annotation, biological process: regulation of transcription by RNA polymerase II.